CGCUCCUCCGGGGAGGGGGCGCUGCGCCGGGAGGGGGCGGGCGUCGUCCGCCCGGGAAGCUGCAGACCCCGGCUCCCGCAAGCGAGCUCCGCUGUUCCACGCGGCUCCAGCAGGGAUGGAGGACUCGGUGGCGGUGGCUGCUUCUGAGGCGGCGGCAACCGAGGAGCGGCUCUAAGGAGGGGACAGCGGGAUUAGAGUUCUCCAGAAGCUACGUCAUAUAGCCCCUGAGGUGGAAUGGUGAUGUCUCCGUGAGGGGACCUCCCUCAGUCAUCCUGUCCUGUGCAUCAGCUGUUCCUGACUAGGCCAUUCAUCUACGAGAGGACUUACCCUGUGAAACAGGGAGAAGACUUAUGGACUCCAAGCUACAUUUCAAGUUAUAGAUUUUUUGCUGAAAAGUACAGACAUACAUGCAAAGCUCUUGUGCUUUGGACCGUCUGCGUUCUUAAAGCUGCUGUGUUGCUAAUCCAGAACUGUUCCAGUCUACUGACCUAUCACCAUGGCUUCAGUUUGGAAGCGACUGCAGCGUGUGGGAAAACACGCAUCCAAGUUCCAGUUUGUGGCCUCCUACCAGGAGCUGAUGGUUGAAUGUACAAAGAAAUGGCAACCAGAUAAACUGGUGGUUGUUUGGACAAGAAGAAGCCGAAGGAAGUCUUCCAAGGCUCACAGCUGGCAACCUGGAAUAAAAAAUCCAUAUCGUGGUGUUGUUGUUUGGCCUGUUCCUGAAAACAUUGAAAUCACUGUGACACUGUUUAAGGAUCCUCAUGCAGAAGAAUUUGAAGACAAAGAGUGGACGUUUGUCAUUGAGAAUGAAUCCCCUUCUGGUCGGAGGAAAGCUCUCGCCACCAGCAACAUUAAUAUGAAGCAGUAUGCAAGCCCCAUGCCCACGCAGACUGACGUCAAGUUGAAGUUCAAGCCUCUGUCUAAGAAAGUCGUGUCUGCCGCUCUCCAGUUCUCACUGUCCUGCAUCUUCCUCCGGGAAGGGAAAGCAACGGAUGAGGAUAUGCAGAGCUUGGCCAGUUUGAUGAGUAUGAAGCAGGCAGAUAUUGGCAAUUUAGAUGACUUCGAAGAAGAUAAUGAGGAUGAUGACGAGAACCGCGUGAACCAGGAGGAGAAGGCGGCCAAAAUCACAGAACUUAUAAACACACUUAACUUUUUGGAUGAAGCACAAAAGGACGUGGCCACCGUGAAUACAAAUCCGUUUGAUGAACCUGAUGUAACAGAAUUAAAUCCAUUUGGAGAUCCUGACUCAGAAGAACCAAUCGCUGAAACAACUUCACCUAAUAAAACAGAAGAAUCUUUUUAUAAUAACAGCUGUAAUCCCUUUAAAGGUGUACAGACUCCACAGUAUUUGAACCCAUUUGAUGAACCAGAAACUUUUGUAAUGAUAAAGGAUUCUCCACCCCAGUCUACACGAAGAAAACACCUCCGGCCUGUGGACAUGAGCAAGUACCUCUAUGCUGAUAGCUCGAAGAGUGCCGAAGAGCUGGAUGAAUCAAAUCCUUUUUAUGAGCCUAAGCCAACUUCUCCAAAUAAUAAUAAUUUAGUCAAUACAGUUCAAGAAGGAGAAACUGAACGGAGAGUGAAAAGAAGGGCCCCAGCCCCUCCGGCCCCCCCAACCCCGCCGGCCCUGCAGGCCCUGCCAGCCCUCGCACCCAAGACUGGAGUAAAUGAAAACACUGCCUCUGCGGGGAAAGAUCUCUCUGCUUCUCCAAAGCCAAGCCCGAUACCAAGUCCUGUUCUGGGGCAAAAGCCAAAUGCUAGUCAGUCGUUGCUCGCAUGGUGCAAAGAAGUUACGAAAAACUACCGGGGCGUGAAAAUCACUAACUUUACCACGUCGUGGAGGAACGGCUUAUCUUUUUGUGCAAUCUUACACCACUUUAGACCAGACUUAAUCGACUACAAGUCUCUGAAUCCUCAAGAUAUUAAAGAAAACAACAAAAAGGCUUACGAUGGAUUUGCCAGCAUUGGAAUUUCCCGUUUGCUGGAACCUUCCGAUAUGGUUUUAUUAGCAAUCCCUGACAAGCUGACUGUUAUGACUUACCUCUAUCAAAUAAGGGCACAUUUUAGCGGUCAAGAACUAAAUGUGGUUCAGAUAGAAGAAAACAGCAGUAAGAGCACAUAUAAAGUUGGAAAUUAUGAGACAGAUACAAACAGUUCUGUGGAUCAAGACAAAUUCUAUGCCGAGCUCAGCGAUCUGAAGCGGGAGCCUGAACCACAGCAGCCUGCCAGUGGGGCCGUGGACCUGCUGUCGCAGGACGACUCCGUGUUUGUAACGGACAGUGGGGUGGGAGAGUCCGAAAGUGAGCAGCAGACUCCAGAUGACCACCUUAGUCCAAGCACAGCCUCCCCUUACUACCGCAGGACUAAAAGUGACACGGAGCCCCAAAAGGCCCAGCAGAGCUCCGCGAGGACUUCAGGGUCUGAGGACCCUGGGUUAAGUUGUAGUACUGACUCUUCUCAAGCACUGGUUUUGUUAGGCAAGAAGAGACUACUGAAAGCUGAGAACUUGGAAUUAAGUGACUUAUAUGUCAGUGGCAAAAAGAAGGAUGUGUCUACACCCUCGACUUACGAGCAAAAGCUUCAGACUGUAAAUACCAGUAGUGAUUUGGAACAAGAGAAGAUGGAGAAUCCCAGAUCUUUAGAGUGCAGAUUGGAUGGUGAGUUGGCUAUCAAAAAGCUGGGUUUAUCCCCUUCUUCUAAAUUUGGAAAUUCAUAUAACAGAGACACAGACUUCACGAAAAAGCCAUGUCCUUCUCGGCAGCAGAUAGAGGCUGAUCCAGAUGCAGACAAGAGCACUUUAAAUCAUGCAGACCACUCCAGCAAAACAGUUCAGCACCGAAUGUUGUCCAGACAAGAGGAGCUGAAAGAACGAGCGAGAGUUCUGCUUGAGCAAGCAAGAAGAGAUGCUGCUGUCAAGGCGGGGAACAAGCACGGUGGCGCGGGCGGCAGCAGUGGCGGUGGCAGCAGUGGUGGUGGCAGCGCGGCCCCUGCGCUCUGCAGCAGGCAGCCAAACGAUCAGCAAGAUGAAGAGAGACGUCGGCAGCUGAGAGAGAGGGCUCGUCAGCUAAUAGCAGAAGCUCGAUGCGGAGUGAAGAUGUCAGAACUUCCCAGCUAUGGUGAAAUGGCUGCAGAAAAGUUGAAAGAAAGGUCAAAGGCAUCUGGAGAUGAAAAUGAUAAUAUUGAGAUAGAUACUAACGAGGAGAUUCCUGAAGGCUUUGUUGUAGGAGGUGGAGAUGAACUUACUAAUAUAGAAAGUGACCUUGAUACUCCCGAGCAGAAUAGUAAGUUGGUGGACUUGAGGCUGAAGAAGCUCCUAGAAGCCCAGCCACAGGUGGCAAACUCCCUCUCCAGUGCUGCACAGGACGCUGCAACUGAUGCCUCCGAGCAAAGAGAACAGAAUGGUGUGGAAGAUCUCCGGACUGAACGAUUACAGAGGGCAACAGAACGUUUCAGAAACCCUGUUGUGUUCAACAAGGAUUCUACAGUCAGAAAGACUCAGCUCCAGUCUUUCAGUCAGUAUGUUGAGAACAGACCAGAGAUGAAAAGACAGAGAUCAAUACAGGAAGAUACCCAGAGAGGAACUGAGGAGAGGGGAGCGGUGACUGAGACUCAGAGGAAGCCAUCAGAAGAUGAAGUGCUUAAUAAAGGGUUCAAAGACACCAGUCAGUAUGUUGUAGGGGAAUUGGCAGCACUGGAGAAUGAGCAGAAGCAAAUUGACACCCGUGCCGCGCUGGUGGAGAAGCGCCUCCGCUAUCUCAUGGACACAGGAAGGAACACGGAAGAAGAGGAGGCUAUGAUGCAGGAAUGGUUCAUGCUAGUUAAUAAGAAAAACGCCUUAAUAAGGCGGAUGAACCAGCUCUCCCUCCUGGAAAAAGAACAUGACUUAGAACGAAGGUAUGAGCUGCUGAACCGGGAGCUGCGGGCCAUGUUAGCCAUUGAAGACUGGCAGAAGACCGAGGCCCAGAAGCGACGGGAACAGCUCCUGCUGGAUGAACUAGUGGCCCUGGUGGACAAGCGAGACGCCCUCGUCAGGGACCUGGACGCCCAGGAGAAGCAGGCCGAAGAAGAAGAUGAGCAUUUGGAGCGAACUCUGGAGCAAAACAAAGGCAAGAUGGCCAAGAAGGAGGAGAAGUGCGCUCUGCAGUAGCCGACCGACCGGACCCUCCGCCUCAGCCUCAGGGCCCCAGGCCAGAGACACACUGGCUGAUUUAAAACUUUUUAACAUUUUGUUUGACUGGAUACUACUUCUGGACACCCCCCCCCCCAUUCCCUCUUCUCCAGAUAAUACACAGAGCUCCAGAUAGCUUUAAAGACUCUGUGAGUUAAUCAUGAACUCAUUCUUGAAAUCCUGUGAAGUAGAUUUGCACAGACACCUUGUGGAUGAUUGGUGAUGAAGAUGCCCAAGAGACUGUCCAAAAAAGGGGGGAGGCUCCUGGUUAUCUCCCCUUCUGUUGGGGAUGGGAUGAGAAUUUGUUUGUUGUAGUAGUGUUGGUAAUAGUGACAUGACAGUGGGGGGGAGGGCAAGGGAGUCGUGAAUGUUUUUCCCCAAUCCUGCCGUAUGUAUGUAACUGUUACUUAAAUCUCAUAGUUAGAUCAUAUUCUGUGUAUUGACGAAGCUGUGUUCCAUUUGCCAGUGGGAUUUUCUGCAGUUGUUUGCAUUUUACAUAAAAAUAAUAAAGUUCCUCUCUGCUCUCCUCAGAGGAUGGCCCUUUAAGGUAGCCUGAGACAAACCUCGGGGGUUUCAAAGGUGAACGGGGAGAACGGCUCUAAUCAAGCCAUGCAGCCGCAGUUUACAAAGACAGUUCAUCAUCUGGUGAUGCGCCAUCUUUUACGCUGGAUAAUUAUUUAUUACAUCUUGCUUGGUUCCUACUUUUUGUUGGGGCUCAACAUUGGCUCAAGAAUGCUGUUAAUAUUUAUUCUGUAUUGAUAAAAGUCUGUCUUGGCACAACAAGUAAAUAUCCCAUUACAUCUUCUCUACAUAGCAUUGUGUGUUUUGUGAAAAUGGUUAUGUUUAUUUAUUACAAUAAUGAGUCAUAUAUAAAUUUUCAAUAAAAACAGAAACUUUCUUACCUUAAA
Molecule: messenger RNA, 5076 nt
Organism: Apodemus sylvaticus (European woodmouse)
Lineage: Eukaryota; Metazoa; Chordata; Mammalia; Rodentia; Muridae
Gene: Ehbp1
Product: EH domain binding protein 1
Exons: 24
Coding region: 497-4147 (1216 amino acids)
Molecular function (GO): protein binding
Source: RefSeq, a predicted model, not a curated record